Hyaena hyaena (striped hyena) is the source of this 1572-nucleotide messenger RNA. It is a transcript of the gene NICN1, whose product is annotated as nicolin 1. The transcript has 6 exons. NCBI's taxonomy places the organism in Eukaryota, Metazoa, Chordata, Mammalia, Carnivora, Hyaenidae. Gene Ontology annotation, cellular component: nucleoplasm. The record is from RefSeq and is a predicted model, not a curated record. Bases 87 to 728 code for a protein of 213 amino acids.
UCUUGGGUGUUGGCUAGGGACGCCGGGAAGGACCAGUGGACACAGGCCAGGAGCAGCGGUUGGGUUUGGUCGCGGUUGCUGACACCAUGUCCCGUGUGUCGGUGCCCUGCCAUGUGAAAGGCACCGUGGCCCUGCAGGUGGGCGACGUGCGAACCUCCCAGGGCCGGCCUGGUGUGCUGGUCAUCGAUGUCACCUUCCCCAGCGUCCCGCCCUUCGAGUUACAGGAGAUCGUGUUUAAGAAUUACUACACAGCCUUUCUGAGCAUCCGUGUUCGCCAGCACACCUCAACGCACACACCGGCCAAGUGGGUGACCUGCCUACGAGACUACUGCCUCAUGCCCGACCCACACAGUGAGGAGGGAGCCCAGGAAUAUGUAUCACUGUUCAAACACCAGAUGCUGUGUGACAUGGCCAGAGUACUGGAGCUGCGCCUGAUUCUACGACAGCCAUCACCACUGUGGCUGUCUUUCACAGUGGAAGAACUGCAGAUUUACCAGCAGGGACCAAAGAGCCCCUCCAUGACCUUCCCCAAGUGGCUCUCCCUCCCAGUGCCUUGUGAGCAGCCUGCUCCCCUCAUUGAGGGUCUCCCAGACCCCAGCAGGGUAUCCUCCGAGGUGCAGCAGAUGUGGGCGCUGACAGAGAUGAUCCGGGCCAGUCACACCUCCACAAGGAUCGGCCGCUUUGAUGUGGAUGGCUGUUAUGACCUGAACUUGCUUUCCUACACUUGAACCGUGGCUCUUAGCCAAGAUGUUGGCCUCCUGGGCCCACCCAGACCUGGUUUAGGACACCAGAGGCUGAAGUGCUUUCCCUGUGCAUUCCGAGUGUUGCCUGCAUGCCCACUGUGUCUGGGCCACAUUCACAGAUUCAAGAUUCUUGGGGGCUAAACUGUGUUGCUUCAGCAUGAGCUGUCAGCAGGGAUGUACUCUGUCUUCAAUGGACUGCCACCUGAAACUCCUUUUCCUACCCUAAAAAUACUCCAGUUCUGUUUACUAAGAAUUCCCUCUGCCAACAUGCACACUCCAGUCUUCUGCCUGCUCCUUCACCCUGAAUGCAAGGGGAAGGGGUGACCUACUAGAACCUGCUAUCAUUUUGGAAGGCUGCUGUAGCCAUGGCAGUCAUGUAGUUUGGAAGCUCAAGGGAAAAACAGGAGCCCGCAUCUUCCUUCUGCGCCCCCUCGUGGUCUUCUUUCCUUUUGUGUUAUGCCCAGAAGAAAUUUCCUGUCUUAGCUCCUGCUGCCUGCCUAGGGAGUGAAGCUGGGGAUUUGGGCAGCCUGAAUCCCUUGGUCCCAGAGCUGGCUCCUGGAUGUGUGUUCAGAUGGGUCUGCCCAUCCAGCCUGGGCAGUGCCUCUGGCAAGACUGGUGUCAAAGAAUGAGUUUUGGGGCCUUUUUGCUCAAAGCAUACCCUGUCCCUUUUCCCAGCUUCCCCCUUCCAAGAAUCAUGCUCAGGUGAUGAAAGAUCAACCUUGGUAGGGUCUGGAUCCAGGUGGGCAUUUGCACUGGUGUCUUUUUUUAAAAACGUUUGUGUAAUGUUUUAUUUAUUUCUGAGAGAGACAGAGACAGCGGGAGCAGGAGA